Staurois parvus is the source of this 598-nucleotide messenger RNA. Lineage: Eukaryota; Metazoa; Chordata; Amphibia; Anura; Ranidae. The record is from the annotation of a GenBank genome assembly.
UCUUCAGUGAGGCCGCAAGCUGUCGUAGCCGGGUGCCCACUGCGCAUGCAUGAGAAUCGCUGCACUUUGUGAAUGGCCCCGUAGUCUCCUGGGACCUGUCACGUCUGCAGUCUCUGGUCAUCUCCUGUACUGUGUCUGCAGUCUCUGGUCAUCUCCUGUACUAUGUCCGCAGUCUCUGGUCAUCUCCUGUACUAUGUCCGCAGUCUCUGGUCAUCUCCUGUACUAUGUCCGCAGUCUCUGGUCAUCUCCUUUACUAUGUCCGCAGUCUCUGGUCAUCAUCUCCUGUACUGUGUCCGCAGUCUCUGGUCAUCUCCUUUACUACAGUAUGUCCGCAGUCUCUGGUCAUCUCCUGUACUAUAUCGGCGGUCUCUGGUUGUCUCCUGUACUAUCUCCGCAGUCUCUGGUCAUCUCCUGUACUGUGUCCGCAGUCUCUGGUCAUCUCCUGUACUAUGUCUGCAGUCUCUGGUCAUCUCCUGUACUAUGUCUGCAAUCUCUGGUCAUCUGCUGUACUAUGUCUGCAGUCUCUGGUCAUCUCCUGUACUAUGUCCGCGGUCUCUGGUCAUCUCCUGUACUAUGUCCGCAAUCUCUGGUCAUCUUC